Octopus bimaculoides (California two-spot octopus) is the source of this 3762-nucleotide messenger RNA. Its product is annotated as putative monocarboxylate transporter 5. Gene Ontology annotation, molecular function: monocarboxylic acid transmembrane transporter activity. Gene Ontology annotation, biological process: monocarboxylic acid transport; transmembrane transport. NCBI's taxonomy places the organism in Eukaryota, Metazoa, Mollusca, Cephalopoda, Octopoda, Octopodidae. The record is from RefSeq and is a predicted model, not a curated record.
AGAGUGAAAGAUAGAUAUAAAGCAAUUGUAGUAGUUAUGAAAAGACAGAAAUAAAAAGAGCGAGAGAAAGAGAGGUAGGGAUAAAAAGAAAAUAAGUAUAGGAGAUAAAAAAUAAAUAGACACAAAAGAAGGAAAAUACGAGAGAGAGAGGAGCUGGAUAAAUUAGAAAUAAGAGAGGCAAGGAGGAUAAAGAGAUAGAGACAUAAUUUAGAUAGGGAGAGAGCUAGGGAGAGAAAGGGAGGUUGAGCAUUCAGAUAGGUAGAGAGCAAGAAAGAGAGGAGAGAGAGAGAGAGAGAGAAGUGAAUUGACAGUUUAGAUAGGUAGAGAGUUGAAGCGAGAGAAAGGUGGAGGUAACAAGUUAGAUAGAUAGAACUUCAGAGAGAAAGGUAUAGAGAUAUUUUAGAUAGAUAGAUAGAGAAAAAGACAGAGAGAGAGAGACGAUGGAAAUUUAGAUAAGUAGAGUAUAAAGAGAGAGGGGUAGCGAUACUCAAAGAAUGAGUGAGUUUAAGUUAGCUGCUUAAGUUUGAAGAUCCAAAUAAAACGCUGCGCACUGCUACUACACUAUUUAGCAGCGCUGCUACUGCUCCACCUCCAGUAGUGCACUAUUAUUAUUAUUAUAUAUAUUUAUAUAUAUAUAUUGCACCCGGUUUUAUAACAAAGUUUUCAUGGAGCUAUCUUUACGGAUAUAUACCGUUUUUGCUAAAAGUGCAGCUUCCUCACGUAUGAACUCUUUUCAUGAUUAAAUUCACGACGGAAUACAGCCCAUAUCUCGGUGUGACCUAGGUGUGUGGCAGCCCCGACCCCUCCCUCACUGUUCACUGGUCAAUCUGGCUUCCGAGCUGGACCCUAUACAUCACUAUAUCGGAGUCAGAAGAUGACUAUGAUGAAACCAAAGGACAAGGGAAAAGAUCCUGCCACACCUAUUAGGGUGUCUGGUCACGAACAGCCAAGGCCCCAAAUCAUUGAACCACCGGACGGCGGCUGGGGUUGGGUCGUGACCUUCGCUUCGUUCCUUUGCAAUGUGAUUGUGGAUGGGAUAUGUCUUUCGUAUGGGUCAAUAAAGCAAGUCUUUGAGGAUCACUUUGGUGUCACGGCAACAGCUUCGGCCCUGAUUGGCUCUCUGUUGACAGGCAGUUACCUCAUGAUUGGUCCUUUUGCAAGUACACUGGCCACGAAAUAUGGAUGUCGUAAGGUUACCAUUGCUGGCAGCAUCUUUGCAGCAGCUGCAUUUUUUAUUAGUAGUUUUUCAUCCAGCAUCCAGAUGUUGAUAGUGACCUAUGGAAUUCUGGGAGAUACGAAGCGGAUGAAGCGGGGCUUCGUCGCACGGGGUUCGAUCAUGCGAGCCCUUAUCGAGGAGAAAAAGCGACAGCGUACCAUAUCUAACGGAUCUCUCGACAACUGUAUCAUCACCAACGACAACCGUCUCAUCAAAUUGGAUUGUAUCGGCUCCAACCGCAGCAGUAUUGCAUCCUACUUUCAGCGGUCGAGGAGCCCACACAGUUCAAAGUGCCCCAGCAGGAGCAGCCUGCUACCACAAAGCUUAGUUGUCGAGUCCUUUAGGAUGGAUGGCACGACUACGAAACCCAUGAGCUCAAACUUGCUGAAACCCCCUGCUCCCCCCGCUAUCCACUCGAUGGACAUUCCUGAAAGCAACAAGCUGAUCACGAACAGUAUGUCCUGUAUGCCCAAAGCGAAAAGUUGUGAUUCCCUCACGCAUGAGGACCCUUGGGACAAACUCUCUGAGGAGGGCUCAUUGAGCACUCGUAGUCUCAGUUAUGUCGGCGUCAGUGACUCACGUAUUGAGAUAAACACGCCCUCGGCUGAGGCAUCGGCUGUGAACAGCACAUCGGCAAGCCCAUGCGAAAGCAGGUGUGAAAGCCGACAGACUAUUAACACAACAAACCAUGAAGAUCCCCCUAAGUGUUAUCUUUACAAUUGCAACAGUGAUUUACCACCUUGCCUUAUGGGCUCCAGUAUUGUUAGCAUUGCUAAAUUCCAGGCCAGUAUUCGAAGUUUGGAAAGCAUUUAUGAAAACAAUGGACACUCAAGAAAACUUCUACAGAUGUUCCAGGAAAUAAUUGAUCUGUCACUAUUCCGAAAUUUGACAUUCUGUGUCUUGCUUCUCUCUACAUUUCUUAGCAUGUUAGGUUUUUUCAUCCCGGUUGUCUAUUUGCCCGCAUUGGCACAGCAAAUUGGCAUGAACAGCCAGGAAUCAUCAUACCUCGUGUCGGUCAGCGGUGUUACGAACAUUGUUGGACGGCUACUCUCAGGUUUUCUGGCUGACCGUCCAGUCUUCGGUGCACUACACAUCAACAACACAGCCCUCAUAAUGGUAGGAUUGUGCACCAUCUUCUGCCCGUUUCUCAAAGACAAGACCACGCUCAAUAUCUACAGUGGCAUCUAUGGUCUUGGAGUGGGUUCCCUUGCAGGUUACCUUGAAGAUAUUACAGGAGAUGUGAACGCCACUUUUUAUAUGAGCGGCAUUAUGCUGACACUGUCAGGAGUGAUCUCACUCCCGCUCAACCGACUCAAGAAGUGGCAAGAGCAACGCGACCAAGUCAGCCCCGAAGAGGAGCCAAUCAAUGACCAAGACGCCAAAACUGCGAGCCCGUCAGACAGCGGUGUCAGCGAAUUGUUUAAGACCGAGGAGUUUGUACAGAAUUAGAGAGUACUCCUUGUUUCUUUUUUUUUUUUCUUUUGUUUUAUGAAUACCAGGUUACCUCGAAGAGGUCACAGGAGAUGUGAAUGCCACUUUUUACAUGAGCGGCAUCAUGCUCACUCUGUCUGGCGUGAUUUCGCUGCCCCUCAAUCGACUGAAGAACUGGCAGAUGCGGCGUGACCAACGAGACUUUGAAAGGCAACAGCAGCAGUUUCAGCAGCAACAGCAGACUGCUGCUGCUGCCAAGAAACAAAAGCAGCGGGCAAUGAUGCACGUCAAACAAGCCAACGGACUCCCUUCAGACAAUGCCCCCUCUGUCACAUAAUAUCCAUAUUGGAGAUCAACAGUGAGGCGGGGGUGGGGGAAGGGGGCUUGUUUUUUUUUCUUUUUUUCUUUUUUUUUUGUUUACUUUUUAUUGUGGGGAGUCGGGAAAUGGUUUAUUGAAAGAGGAUUGUUGUUGUGUACCUCACCGAAAAAACAAAAAGAUUUUUCCCCCCCACUCCGCAUCCACAUGUGCAUACACAUGCAUAGAAACAUAUCUAUCUAUCUAUCUUUCUAUAUAUAUAUAUAUAUAUAUAUAUAUAUAUAUAUAUAUAUAUAUAAUGUGUGUGUAUUAUAUAUAUAGUGUAUGUAUAUAACAUAUGUUUCUGAUUAUUGCAUACAGACAUUACACAUUUGUGGGAGAGAAAUAGAGAAUUAUACAGUAUAUUCUGUAUAUGUGAAUAUGCAGUAUAUAUAAAUAUAUUUGUAUGCAUAAAAAGUAUAUGUAUAUUUAUGUACAUGCACACACACACAUAUGUAUAUGUACAUGCACAUAUUCAUGUUUGUGUGUGUGUGUGUGUGUGUUUAUAUAUAUAUAUAGAUAUAUAUAUCUUUGUGUACAUAUUUAUACAUACAUACACAGACAAGAAAAAUCUUUACAAAUAUAAUAAAAAUCCUACAAAGAAAAAAAAAAAAAGAAAAAGAAACGAAACAAGAACCCCCGACCCCCUCAGAAUGUUUUAUUGAAAAAAAAAAAAAUUAUAUCAUAAAUAGGGGGAAGUAAUCCAGUAAAUGGUAAAAAAAAAAAAAAAAAAUGAAACAAAAAAAAAACAGAAGGAAAA